UUUGAAGGGAAGCUUCACGUCAAUCCACCACUUCUCAUCUACAUCAUCCCAUUCAUUUCCAUUUAUCUCCUCUCCACACAUACACCACUUUCUCCAGAGCUUCUGGAGGUGAAUAUCCGUCUCCAUGGCUGAUCGAUACUCUUUCUCCUUGACCACUUUCUCUCCCAGUGGAAAGCUGGUUCAGAUCGAAUAUGCUCUCAAUGCUGUCAAUCAGGGUGUAACGGCCCUUGGUAUCAAAGCCACGAACGGAAUCGUUCUCGCUACUGAGAAGAAGUCCUCCUCGCCUCUCAUCGACCCUCCCUCCCUCUCCAAGAUCUCCCUGAUCACACCCGACAUCGGCAUGGUCUACGCUGGCAUGGGUCCCGACUACCGUGUACUAGUCGACAAGGCCCGCAAGGUCUCGCACACCGGCUACAAGCGCAUCUACAACGAAUACCCUCCCACCCGUAUAUUAGUGCAGGACGUCGCUCGCGUCGUACAAGAGGCGACGCAGUCCGGUGGUGUCCGACCGUACGGUGUCAGCGUGCUGAUUGCUGGCUGGGAUGAGGGCAUCGAGCCUGAGACCGGCGAUGCCCAGAGAGGCGAUGAGGAGGGCGAAUUGAAGAAGGCGACCGGCAAGACGGGUGGGAUCUUGAAGGGUGGCCCCAGUCUUUACCAGGUCGACCCCAGCGGCAGUUACUACCCGUGGAAGGCCACGGCCAUCGGCAAGCAUGCCACUAGUGCCAAGACCUUCCUCGAGAAGCGCUACACCGAGGGCUUGGAGCUCGAAGACGCUAUUCACAUUGCCCUAUUGACUCUGAAAGAGACCAUCGAGGGCGAAAUGAACGGUGACACGAUAGAGAUUGGUAUUGUCGGACCGCCUGCCGACCAUUUGCUGGGCUUUGAGGGAGUCGAGGGGGCGCGGGGACCCCGCUUCAGGAAGUUGACCAAGGAGGAGAUUGAGGACUAUCUGACCAAUCUAUAAACUCACCGUCUUGUUACACUUUUACUGGCGGAACCUUAUAGCAUAAUAGACAUCUAUCACGUCUGGCAAGGGUUUCAACGAAAUACUGAGGUUUCCGACACCUUUCUUUCUUACUGAACAACAUAACUAGGUUACAGCCGGAAAACCCUGUGAUAACGCAAAUGAUGAAAUGGACGGGCGGGUCAACGUCGCCAAGUAAUGCCGCAAUCGAAAAAAAGAACUUCCAUUAUACUAGUCAAUGAAUUGUGAUUUGUGCCUAA
Messenger RNA from Aspergillus saccharolyticus JOP 1030-1, 1224 nucleotides. RefSeq names its product proteasome core particle subunit alpha 2 (gene pre8). Lineage: Eukaryota; Fungi; Ascomycota; Eurotiomycetes; Eurotiales; Aspergillaceae. The record is from RefSeq and is a predicted model, not a curated record. Gene Ontology annotation, cellular component: proteasome core complex; proteasome core complex, alpha-subunit complex. The transcript has 5 exons. Gene Ontology annotation, biological process: ubiquitin-dependent protein catabolic process. The coding region runs from base 125 to 964 and encodes 279 amino acids.